Molecule: messenger RNA, 368 nt
Organism: Mycena citricolor
Lineage: Eukaryota; Fungi; Basidiomycota; Agaricomycetes; Agaricales; Mycenaceae
Source: the annotation of a GenBank genome assembly
CGCUGCUUUCGAGGGUGCGGACCAGACAGAAGUGCAGCACGGAUUGUGCUUCGGGUCCAGAGCUCAUCGAGGCUUCCUAUGUCUUGGGUGUGCUCUUCCGAUCCAUCUAUCCCAGAAAAGCGAUCGAUUGAUACGAAUCUGACGUCUGCUUUCUGCUAGCAUCAAAUGAGCGCCCGUUCGAGCCUGGCUCUGGACUAUGCCAUUCAGCAUGACUCCCCGAUAUGGAGGAUAACGCUGCUAGAAGCAGUGCCUGGUUUGUUACUUAUGCAGCUGUUGUAAUUUUGUCUUUUGAGUCUAAGAGACUGUGGGGGUGUCCUCUUCCUCCUUCAUAGUGGUUCAGCCCAAAUAUUGAUGCCGCAGAUAUCAUU